CAUGGACCUCACGCUUCUAUGCGUGCUUCUGUCUCUGCUCACUGGGGCCUGGGGCCAGUACGGCGACUACGGUUACCCGUACCAGCAGUACCACGACUAUGGCGACGAUGGGUGGGUGAAUCUGAACCGGCAGGGCUUCAACUUCCAGUGUCCCCAAGGGCAGGUGGUGGUGGCUGUGCGGAGCAUCUUCAGCAAGAAGGAAGGUUCUGACAGACAAUGGAAUUAUGCCUGCGCGCCGACACCCCAAAGCCUCGGGGAGCCCUCGGAGUGCUGGUGGGAGGAGAUCAACAGGGCUGGCACGGAAUGGUACCAAACGUGUUCCAACAAUGGACUGGUGGCCGGGUUCCAGAGCCGAUACUUCGAGUCAGUGCUGGAUCGGGAGUGGCAAUUUUAUUGUUGUCGUUACAGCAAGAGAUGCCCGUAUUCCUGCUGGCUGACAACAGAGUAUCCAGGCCACUAUGGUGAAGAGGUAGACAUGGUUUCCUACAGUUAUGACUACUAUAUCCGGGGAGCAACAACCACGUUCUCUGCUGUGGAAAGGGAUCGUCAGUGGAAGUUCAUAAUGUGCCGGAUGACAGACUAUGACUGUGAAUUUGCAAACGUUUAGAUUUGCACAUAGCAAACCCACGUGAAGAGAAAGGGGCAAGGGGCCCCAGGCUGCCCACGUGUGUUAACUAUCGUUGGAACUCCAAUAGCUGUUUCUACUGCUCUCGUUUUUUCUCCCUGAGCUGGUAGCUGCUCCACUAGCUUUCGGGGUCUUUCUGACUAGUAUCCUACUUAUAAUGAAAUCCACAAUUAAACCGUAUUUCACACUUUCAGCACAUUCCAUAGCAACUGACAAUGGCCUCCUUGCGCAUCACAGAUGCACCGUGCAUGCUCUCAGCUUGGAGAAGCGCCUGCUCCGGCAGCACUUGUCACAGCCUUGCUACCGCUUUGGCUGCAAAAUGAGCUGCAAAAGGGCCUGGUGCUGAGAAGCACUUUUGGAAAGAGUCGGCGUGGUAAGGGCAACGGGGCCAGACUCUGGGCUGGGAGUGCGCUCAAACUUGUCUUCAGCUGUAUCUGUUCAGUGAAAUCCAGGGUCUUCCGCAAGGGCAGCCCCCCUGCCUGGAGGAGAGGUGCUUCCACUCUCCCCCGCCACAUGAGGUGUGUACAUGCUUAGAAGUUCAAGUGCAAAAUGCUAAGCACCAGCAAUGAGGGCAAUGGAAGGUGAAAUGUGGAGGUGAAAAGGUUUGGAAGCAGAGCUGAUAAGCUAGGACCAGAAGAAUUCCCUCAGGCAGGAAAAGCGUCUCAGCAUACUCAGUCAUGAAAAUGUGUGCACAAGCUGGAAGAACCUGUCAGCGGCAGUCUCAAGUCAGACAGAAAGAAGAAAGGCGAGGACAGACAAGGAAGUUCAGACUGGGAGCGCGACAUCGUGAGCGGCCAGGUUGUUUGGGGAAGUAAAAAAGGCGGUGUGAGUCUUUGCCACUUGGAGAAUAGCCCAGGAUGCCUCGGAAGGCCUGCAUUUGCCACACGGAGCUCCUAGAAAAGUUAGCCUGGAUUGAUCCAGACUGGCUGGGUGGGAAAGGCUGGGCUGGGGCUCCAGUUCCCUGCUCUGUACAGCUCAGGGUUGUUUGGGGUGGGGUGGGAGGAGUACAGUCCGGUGACAUCACUGGAAGAGUGGGAAGCACACGAGGUGACACUGUCAGAGGGGGUGGCUUCAAAAUAACUGGAAGAUUGUUUUUCAGCAAAACUUGAUAUUUUAAGAUAAAAAUAUCCCUGUACUUAAUGCAAACAACAAAACCAUUUCUUAAGCUCAGCUUACAUGUAUCAGUCCAUCUACAAGAUUAAAAUUCUAUGUCAAUUUACUUUUGAAUCUUCCCUUGCACUUUCUCAGAACCAUCAUGAUUACCCAGGUAAAAUGAUGCUUAAAAUCACAUGGUUUUGCCCUGCAUGUGCUUUGAGCACACACUACGGUUUUACUGUUUGGGGGUGUGUUUUUGUUGGGUUGGUCUUGUUUGUUUAUUUUUGCUGCCAACAGUUUUUAUGUUCUCUGGCAUUGUCAAAUUUUCUCCUGCUUUAGCUAUAGCAUUGCAGUAACAAGUAGUUGUGCACUUAUACCAAUAACUUUUUUAGAAUGACUGAAGUAGUACUUAAAGGACAGAAAGAAGAAAGCUUUAUAAAUGGCUUCUGCUCAGUCAGUCACUGAAAUGUUGUGAUUCCACGUAGCCCGAUUCUACAAAAUAAUUUUGUUGUUAGUACAGGCAGUUCUUGGGUUAGGAGCAUCUCCCUUAUGGACAACUCCUACUCCCCUUCCAUGUUUUCUCAAUCUGGCCUCCUGUUGAAAGGGUUGGUCCCACCCCCCUCACAACAAAUUCAUCGCCAUCACUUUCACUUGCCACACAUACAGCUUGUAAAUCAUUGACAAAGGCUUUAAACCCUUUCUUGCAUUAAAGGAAGGCUAAAUAAAAGCCAUAGGCACCUGGUGCAAAUUGCUUACAAAUCGGUAAAGAUGAAGUUCGGGAUGAACCUUGUUCCUAACUCUGGCACUGCCUGUAGUCGCACCAACUGAAACAAAACCAAAAACUAACAUGUAAGCGACUUACAAUGAUAUUUGUCACAUAGUAUUCUCUGGUGAGAAUUGAUAAUAAACAUCACUAAAGAUUCAGUGUGGUCUAUUGCAGCCUGAGACCCUUGGUGGGGAGCAGGGGGCGGGCGGACGACAAUGCCGGCUGACAGGGACCACGGUGACCCCACUGACAUCACCUGUCUUCUUCUUGAGAUCUGUCUCUUGCCAACCCUUUAUAUGCUCUUCAUUAUAAAAGGAAUAAAAAAUAUGACAUUCACUGUU
Echinops telfairi (small Madagascar hedgehog) is the source of this 2827-nucleotide messenger RNA. It is a transcript of the gene DPT, whose product is annotated as dermatopontin. Gene Ontology annotation, molecular function: extracellular matrix structural constituent. Gene Ontology annotation, biological process: collagen fibril organization. The record is from RefSeq and is a predicted model, not a curated record. NCBI's taxonomy places the organism in Eukaryota, Metazoa, Chordata, Mammalia, Afrosoricida, Tenrecidae. Gene Ontology annotation, cellular component: extracellular matrix. Bases 2 to 607 code for a protein of 201 amino acids. The transcript has 4 exons.